UAACCAAUCAAUGGACGAAUCUGGAUUGAAUGACAAGGGGCUUGAGGGCGGGCCGGUGAAAGAUUGCCAGAUCCUGGCGGGUUGGACACCCUGUUUCCCGCGAACCGCCAUGAUUUCCCAGUUCUUCAUUCUGUCUUCCAAGGGGGAUCCGCUCAUCUAUAAAGACUUCCGCGGGGACAGUGGUGGUCGUGAUGUGGCAGAGCUCUUCUACCGGAAGCUGACGGGACUGCCUGGAGGCGAGUCCCCGGUUGUCAUGUAUCACGGUGAUCGUCAUUUUAUUCACAUCAGACACAGUGGGCUCUAUUUGGUGGCCACAACCUUAGAAAACGUCUCUCCUUUCAGCCUCUUGGAGCUGCUUUCCCGGUUAGCCACUCUCUUGGGUGACUACUGUGGCUCACUCAAUGAGGGAACCAUUUCACGCAAUGUGGCACUUGUCUACGAACUCCUGGAUGAAGUGCUGGAUUAUGGCUAUGUGCAGACUACAUCCACAGAGAUGCUGAGGAACUUCAUCCAGACUGAAGCUGUGGUCAGCAAGCCCUUCAGCCUCUUUGACCUCAGCAGUGUUGGAUUGUUCGGAGCAGAGACACAGCAGAAUAGAGUGGCCCCAAGCAGCGCAGCCAGCCGCCCCGUCCUGUCCAGUCGUUCUGACCAGAGCCAAAAGAAUGAGGUGUUUUUGGAUGUGGUGGAGAGGCUGUCUGUACUGAUUGCGUCUAAUGGCUCGUUGUUGAAGGUGGAUGUCCAAGGAGAGAUACGGCUCAAGAGCUUCCUUCCCAGCGGUUCUGAGAUAUGCAUUGGCUUGACAGAAGAAUUUUGUGUUGGAAAGUCAGAACUGAGAGGUUAUGGGCCAGGGAUUCGAGUUGAUGAGGUGUCAUUCCAUAGUUCUGUCAAUCUAGAUGAGUUUGAGUCUCAUCGGAUCCUCCGCCUGCAGCCACCUCAGGGCGAGCUGACUGUGAUGAGAUACCAGCUCUCUGAUGACCUCCCCUCACCACUCCCCUUCCGGCUCUUUCCCUCUGUGCAGUGGGACCAAGGCUCAGGCCGGCUCCAGGUUUACCUGAAGUUACGGUGUGACCUGCCCCCAAAGAGCCAAGCUCUCAACAUUCAUCUGCACCUCCCCCUGCCCCGAGGGGUCAUCAGCCUGUCUCAGGAACUGAGCAGUCCAGAUCAGAAGGCAGAGCUGGGAGAAGGAGCCCUUCACUGGGACCUGCCCCGGGUACAAGGAGGCUCUCAGCUCUCCGGCCUUUUCCAGAUGGAUGUCCCUGGCUUGCAGGGACUUCCCAGCCAUGGGCCUUCUCCCUCAGCAUCGCCCUUGGGGCUGGGCCCUGCCAGCCUCUCCUUUGAACUCCCUCGGCACACAUGCUCCGGUCUCCAGGUUCGAUUCCUCAGACUGUCCUUUAGUGCCUGUGGUAAUGCCAAUCCUCACAAGUGGGUUCGACAUCUAAGCCACAGCAACGCCUAUGUAAUUCGGAUUUGAAGCUCCCCAAGCAAGGAUAUGGACAGCAAUGUGAGCAGGCAGUUGAACAGGAAGAGGACAUUUUCUUUGUGGCUUUGGACCUGGACAGGAAGGUCCCAUAGACCUUAUGUGAUUCGGGAGGCUCACAAACUUACAAAUCCAACUUUUAUUCUGAGGAAGUUACUGUACAGUAUCUAAAAAGAAAGUCACUGGGGAAAACAUCUCCUCCUUCCUCCCUCA
This is a messenger RNA of Mus caroli (Ryukyu mouse), 1690 nucleotides long. NCBI's taxonomy places the organism in Eukaryota, Metazoa, Chordata, Mammalia, Rodentia, Muridae. The record is from RefSeq and is a predicted model, not a curated record.